This is a messenger RNA of Puma concolor (puma), 2381 nucleotides long. The record is from RefSeq and is a predicted model, not a curated record. NCBI's taxonomy places the organism in Eukaryota, Metazoa, Chordata, Mammalia, Carnivora, Felidae.
GCGGUGGAGGAGGAGGUUUUCCUCCGCUGGUUUUUCGUCUCUAUGGUUGUCAGAGGUGGGCGGCUUUGAUCCAAAGGCAUUGGCAGCUCCAGUGUGGACAGGAUGUUUCGUCUUCACUCACUCUCUGCACUGGCAGAACUGGCCGUGGGCGUUCGAUGUUACCAUGGAGGAUCACAGCCCACCCAGAUCAGGCGACGACUAAUGAUGGUGGCUUUCCUGGGAGCAUCUGCGGUAACUGCGAGUACCGGUCUCCUGUGGAAGAGGGCCCUUGCAGAAUCUCCACCAUCUAUAAACAACCUGAAGAGUGAAGUUGGUGAUAAAGGGAAGAAUAAAGAUGAAGGGGAAGUUUGUAACCAUGAAAAAAAGGCUGCAGGUAUUUGUCUCGAGCCUCAUCCAGAAGAGAAAAAGAAGAAACGUUCUGGAUUCAGAGAUAGAAAAGUGAUGGAAUAUGAGAAUAGGAUUCGAGCAUAUUCCACACCAGACAAGAUCUUCCGUUAUUUUGCCACCUUGAAAGUAAUCAAUGAACCUGGUGAAUCUGAAGUGUUUAUGACCCCCCAAGAUUUUGUGCGAUCCAUAACACCUAAUGAAAAACAACCAGAACACUUGGGUCUGGAUCAAUAUAUAAUAAAACGCUUUGAUGGGAAGGAUUUCUGGCAGACAGAGAAAAUUUCCCAGGAACGAGAAAAAUUUGCUGAUGAAGGCAGUAUAUUUUAUACCCUUGGAGAAUGUGGACUCAUAUCCUUUUCAGACUACAUUUUCCUUACAACUGUUCUUUCCACUCCUCAGAGAAAUUUUGAAAUUGCCUUCAAGAUGUUUGAUUUGAACGGAGAUGGAGAAGUAGACAUGGAGGAGUUUGAACAGGUUCAGAGCAUCAUUCGCUCCCAAACCAGUAUGGGUAUGCGUCACAGAGAUCGUCCUACUACCGGCAACACCCUCAAGUCUGGCUUGUGUUCAGCCCUCACGACCUACUUCUUUGGAGCUGAUCUUAAGGGAAAGCUGACAAUCAAAAACUUCCUUGAAUUUCAGCGUAAACUUCAGCAUGAUGUUCUGAAACUAGAGUUCGAGCGCCAUGACCCGGUGGAUGGGAAAAUUACCGAGAGGCAGUUUGGUGGCAUGCUGCUGGCCUACAGCGGGGUACAGUCCAAGAAGCUGACCGCCAUGCAGAAGCAGCUCAAGAAGCACUUCAAGGAGGGAAAGGGUCUAACAUUUCAGGAAGUGGAAAACUUCUUUACUUUCCUAAAGAAUAUCAAUGAUGUGGACACUGCAUUAAGCUUUUACCAUAUGGCCGGGGCAUCUCUUGAUAAAGUGACCAUGCAGCAGGUGGCCAGGACAGUGGCUAAAGUGGAACUCUCAGACCACGUGUGUGAUGUGGUGUUUGCACUCUUUGACUGCGAUGGCAAUGGGGAGCUGAGCAAUAAGGAAUUUGUUUCCAUCAUGAAGCAGCGGCUGAUGAGAGGACUAGAGAAGCCCAAAGACAUGGGCUUCACCCGCCUCAUGCAGGCCAUGUGGAAAUGUGCACAAGAAACUGCCUGGGACUUUGCUUUGCCAAAACAGUAACCAAAACUGCAAGAGGGGCCUCCUCCUCCACCCAAGUCACCCUGGCCCCUUGAGCAGAGCCUUGGCACAAUCCUUCCUGCUGCUGCUUCUGGAAGUAGUGCUCCCUUCCUCCUGGGAAUGAUCUCGGGAUUCAACCAGUCUUCCCUCUCCACCCUUCCCCUGUCCCAGCAUCUCUGCUCGGCUCUGAUUCUGCCCAGUGAUUAUCCACCUGGGUUCUCAAAAACCUGAACAAGUCCUCAAAGUUCAGACUUUUGGCACCUUCAUCAGCACCAUGCAUUCAGGCACCCUAUGGAUAGAGAAUGCAUCCAUGUACCUGCCAACCCUGGGAAACAUCCAGUUCUCGAGUCAUUCUUGCUGUGGAUUCACAUUAAGAACAUUCCGGCUUUUCCUCCUGCUGGUAUUCUUAAGCCGCAAGUUGGGAAGACCUCUGAAAGGCAAAAGGAAGUCUGUGGUGAAUGGUCAGGAGGAAGAGCCAGGCAUCCGGAGCUGGUGGGAAGCCUGAGCCAGAGGAAGGAUCCAUGUCGGUCCCCAGGGUGGCUCUGAGGCCUGCUCCGAGAAGGUGAUGUGCACAGUGGGAAUACAGCAAGAUUUGGAAUUUAAAGUAGCUGCUUCAUGGCUCUCCACUCCCGUCUUUUCCUCCCAGGCUUCCUAAGAGGACUCCACCAUGCUCUGUGCCUAAUGAGCAGUAGUGAUUGCGUUCAUGUUCCCUGCAAGUGCCAUUUCCCCUCCAGGAAUGUGCCUCUAAAGCCGAGGCCUGGCUCAGAGCCUGUCUGCCCUCUGUCUUAAACACUUGUAAAAUAUCACUUUAAUUAUAACAGUUUGCA